Messenger RNA from Chelmon rostratus (copperband butterflyfish), 5648 nucleotides. It is a transcript of the gene ccdc30, whose product is annotated as coiled-coil domain containing 30. The transcript is spliced from 28 exons. Lineage: Eukaryota; Metazoa; Chordata; Actinopteri; Chaetodontiformes; Chaetodontidae. The record is from RefSeq and is a predicted model, not a curated record. The coding region runs from base 267 to 3998 and encodes 1243 amino acids.
AUUCACUCCGCCACGCCUGUGCUGAGCACUUUGCUUUCUCGUCGCCGUUACCCUUUGAAAGGGGAACUUAAGGACAAGAGACGUUUCCAUGGAUGAAUUGCAAAAGCAAUGGGAGGGAUGCAUUAUGAGGAUUUGCUGAUCAUCAUUGCAAAAUGAGCUGUGCCUUACGGGAUACCAUGUAGGCUAAAUUGUCGUUUGGAAUCAACACUUUCACCACUGAGGAAAAAGUUCAUCAUCCACAGAUGCAGCUUCAUCAAACUUAAUGUAUGACCAUGGAUCAUGAAGAGGUGCGGACAGAGCUGGACCAGAUUUCGGAGCGGCUUCAGGAGGAUGGCUUGCCUCCAGGGGCCAGUGUUGAGGAGCGGCAGCGCCACCUGUGGCAGCAGCUGCUCGACAGUGAGACAAAACUUCGAUCAGCCAACCAGGAGUUGCGGACCUUACGUACCCAGCAGGCCAAUGAGAUGACGGAGGUGGAGAGCUAUGUUGCACAUAUUCGUGGGCUGCUGGAGGAGCGUGAGUGUCUGACUGCAGAAUAUGAGAGAGACAAUGAACACUUGCGGCAAGAGCUUCACCACAUGAGACAACAACAAGAGAGUCAGAGCAAGGAGCUGGCAGAGAUGUUGGCUCAGGAGGACCUUGGGGAGAUGGGUUUAAGCAGCCCCAGUGAGCAGGUGGCUUACUUGUUGGUGGAAAGAGCCACACUACUGGAAAGGCUAGAGGCUGCUGAGAGGAGACUGAAAAGUCAGAGCCUCACUGAGGUCCAGCACCAGGAGCAUAUUUGCCACACGAUGGGGGAGGAGAUAAGGCAGCAGAGGGACGAUAUGCACAGCAUAAAGACCAUAGAUAACGUGACAAAGCAGUGUUCAUCCCAGAGUCCACUGAAGAAGCUGUUUGGGCUGCGCAGGUCUGGUCAGAGCAAACACAAUAUUACCCCUGCCCACAGUGAGGAGAUUGCCCGGGAGAGAAAUGAGCACCAGCGGCUUGAGCGAGACCUGGAAGAGGCAUCCAGGAGGCUGGCAAUGGCUCAUCAGGAUAUUCGCAGACUCACCAAUGAGCUGGACGUUGCCAAAAACAACAACCCAGACCCAAGUGGAUCUGAGCUUCAGGGAACAGUCCAAGAAGUAGAGAACCUGAGGAAGGAAGUGGACAAACUGAAACACUGUGAUAUGAUGAAGCUGCAGCGAGCCAAAGAGCAAAAUGACAGACAAGAUGCUGAGAACAGAGCUCUAAGGGAGAGGGUCCAUACUUUAGAGUCUGAGAAGAAAAAUCUCUUGGACCAGUUGGCAAUAAAUGAUGCCGACAGAGAUGUCACCAAAGAAGAUGGAAUGGACAAGAGUGAACCACAAACCAAUCUGUCUGGCCAUGAAAAGGAUUACAUUCACAAACGAUGUCGUGAGGCGAUGGAAGACGGGCUUGUGCAGGUGAGGGAGCUGCAACGGCAACUCCAGAGACUACGCAAGGACCAGGAAGAGCUGGAGGAGAGGAACGAGGAGCUGGAGGCACUGCUGGGGGAGGCCCAGAACGCCAGCAAGGAGGAGAGGCAUCGCCACGAGGGAGAACUGGAGGGACUCCAGAGGAGGAUCAAAGGCCUGGAGGCAGAGCUUAAGAAGCAGGACACCCAAGACAAAAUGUUGAAGAACGGAGAAGAGAUGAAACCCACUGAGUCCUUCUUACAGCUGCACCUAAGGGACAGCAGCCAGGAGAGGUUGGCCCUGCUAGAGGCUCGUCUGACUGAGGAGAAGGACUGGAGGAAACAGCUGGAGGUAGACCUCAGUGCUGCCCAGGCUGCCCUCAAAAAAGACAAGGAGGCUUUGCAGAUAGGUGAACGAGAGCUGAAGAAGCUGAGACUUGAGGUCAACAGACUUCAGACAGAAUGCCAACAAGGGAAAACACUCAUCAAGAGCCUCACCCAAGUCAAGGGGGAAAAGGCAGUUCUGGAAGAAAAGGUGGCCCAGAUGGAGCGUGCCCACAUCCGACUCCAGAGUGAGCUGGAACGCUACAAGGAUGGUCACCAGACCCAGGAGGACCUCAGGGAAAACAAGCUUCAGGUCGACCAGCUUCAGGAGCAGGCCGACGGGCUAACUGCCGAACUCAGCAGCCUCCAGACAGCGCACAACACCUUAAGAUCUGAGAUGGUUUCUGAACGGCUGCAGACUGCUGAGCUCCGGGCCAAGCUGAGCUCCAGUGUCCAGGAGAAACUGACAGCUGAGGGGGAAAGAGAGAGACUGGAGCUUGAGAUACAGCGCUUCAAAGAGCAGCUCAAGUGGCAUCAAGAGCAGCUCUCCUCUACAAAAGAAGCACUUAAUAGCAGCCAGACGCCUGAACUGCACACAGCUCAUGUAGAAUCUAGGCUAAGUCCAGUGGAGAGGAGCAAUGAUGAGUGCUCGCAUCAGCUUUCAUGUCUGAAGCAGGAGCUGAAUCAUCUGCAGACCAAGUUGGGGGAGGAGCGGCAGCUGGCCUCACAGCACCAACUGGCCCUGCAGGCUCAGGCCAGUGAAGCCCAGGCACGCAUCAAGUCCCAGGACUUAGUGCUGAGCCAGAAGGCAGACGAGGCAAAACAGAUGAAGCAGGACCUGCAGAGGGCCCAGAGCCUGUUCACCUCAGCAGAAAGAGAGCUGCGCUACGAGAAGGAGAAGAAUAUGGACCUGAAGAGACACAACACCCUGCUGGACCAGGAGAAACUCAAGGUUUGUGCAGAGCUGAAGCAGGUCCAAACCAAACUGGUCCAGGUGGAGCAGAGUGUCCACACUCAGGUGGCCGAGUGUGAACGUCAGCAACAGAAAAUCAGGGAACUGGAGUUGGAACUGGCACGUAACUCCACAAACCGCAGCGCCACCACCAGUCUGCAGGAGGACCUGCAGGCCGAGAGGGCACGGCUCAUUGCUGCUGACAAGAAGCAGGUGUUGGAGCUGCAGCAGCAGCUAAAGAGUGCCCAGCACCAGCUGCGUGUGGAGGAGGCCCGGGCCGGCGAGAGCAGCCGCCUGGAGAGGGACAGCAGGGAUCUGUCUGACACGUUGUCAGCCCUGAGAGCCAAGCAGCAGGAGGAACACAUCACUAGGAGGUUGUUAGAGCAACGUGAGGAGGAGCUGCAACAGCAGGUGCGCUCAUUGAGGUUGAAAGAGGCCUCCAUGACCAGGACAAACGCAGAGCUGAGCCACCGUGCUCAGCAGCUGGACACCCAUCUGGCCGUCCUGGAGGCUGAGCUUAGCAAGGCCAGAGAGGAGGCAAGAGACAGCCAGAAGUCCAGCCACCGACUGCAGGACAACUUGGUGGCCAGUCAGCAGGAGUGUGAGAGACUGCAGGGGGAGCUGCAGCAAGUUCUCCUCCAACUAGACACACACGUCAGGAAGUACAAUGAAAAGCAGAGUCAGCACAAGACCAAGCUCCGUCAGGCCAAGCAGGUCUUUCUCAAGGCAACUGCACAGAGGGACCACAUCAUCCAGAAACUUGAGAAUGACCUGGUGCUGGCCUCCAGCCUCUCACACAAGGAGAAGGAGAGGAUCCAUACAGUGACGGAGGAAAAUGAGAAACUUUUGGACGAGAAGAGGGAGCUAUUGCGGAAGAUAAGCGAGGCAGAGGAAAUGGGUAGCAAAGGCAUGAGGACCGCCUCCACUGUCCAACACAGAGUCAACGUCUUAGAGUUGGAAAACAGACAACUACAGGAUCGAACGCUGAAACUCUCCAAUCAAGUCAGCUCCUUAGAGCGUGCCCUGAGGAACGCCCAGUCGUUCUACAGCUUGGAGAAUACCAAGAAAGUGCUUCCCUCUGAAAGUCUCUAUGAUGGCAUCCUGCAUACAUCUACUCUAAGUCUGACGUCAGGCUCAUGUGACCCAUUGGACAUCCUGGACGCAAUCUGCCGUGUGAAGGUGGACGGCACCCGGGCGUCUGUCUCCACACACCAACCAUCAGAGCAGGGCUACCUGAAUCUCACCUCCCCAUUGGUUCCUCCAGACAACAAAGGCACAGAGGAGAGGUCUAAUAACAGUGACCAGGUAUGAGAGAUUGCUGUCGGUUUGCAACAGCGAGCCACCAGCAAAGACGAGUGUCAGCAUCCGCCCCCUUCCACUGGAGACAAAAGUCAGAAUAAAGGAGUGAGAAAACCUGUAGAAUGCAAAUAAUCCUUUUAAAAAGGCAGUAAUACUGAAAGAGAGCUUCCACUGCAGUUCUGCUCAGGGUGAUAUCUCAAAGCAGAUUAUUGUUUGGGUUGCAAGUACUGUUUUUUUAGUUCAUGUUCAGACUGAGGGUGAACAUUGUGGGAAUUUGUUUAAAGAAAAGAAAAGGCUGUACAAGCGGCAAUCAAAUAUGUUUUUAUGACAUAUUUAGGAAACAGGGUGUAAUAGGAGAUUUGAUUUGGAAGCUAAACAUGUGGCACAAUCUUGCUUGUAUGCACAAAUGUGUGCAUACGUCUGGGAAGUUGGUCAGUUGGUCACAUCAGCAGACCAAAGCAGAUCAGAAAAAUUGAAUAUAAUUAGGUACACACAUUAACCUUUUACUAUUAUUAGCAUGCAUAUUAGUAGCACGUUGGCUCUUUAUUAGUAAUUAUAAAACACUUAUUAAUGCCUUUUUCUCGGGGUUAGAGUUAUUAAGAUCGUAAUUCAUAGGGUAUUGAGGGAAACCCUUAGUUAAUGGGUGCUUUAUAAUCACUAUUGAGUAGCCAAUAUACUAUUAAUAUGCAUGCUAAUAGGCAGCUAGUUAAUGGUGAAUAUGUGUACCUUAAUAUAAAAUGUUACUGAAUUAUAUGUAUUUUUUAAUGUAAUGAUAAAAGUUGUUUCAUGAGGGAGAUUUGAAUGAGAAUAGUUUAAACUGAGCACUUUAUAAGUUUUAUGUGGGUUUACAUUUUAGGAAAUGUAGCAGUGGACUACAAUGAUGGGUAUAAUUCCAGUAUAUCAAUGGUACGUAUUUUCCUCCAGUUAAACUUCAACUUGGCAGUGUUUUCAAUGAAAAAACGCCUGUGGUGUUGUAUCUUUCUGGUUUUACUGCAUCAAAAAAGAAAAUCUCGUAACACAUCAGAAUUUUUACAAGUUUACAAAAUUGUACUUCUAUUACAUUGACAAAACUGUGGACCCACUUGUCCAAUAAGAGAUUGUGUGGUAAACAGAGUCUGAAUUGUGGGUCCUUUCUGAGAUCUGUCACUCUAAUCGCUUGUCAGCUGUAGCCACUUCAGUAUUUACAAUGUACAGCUUCUUGUAGUUUAAAAAACAGCCAAAAUGAAAAGCCACAGAAUUCCAGGAGCUUUUUUUUUGUCUAUUUCAAGCAUCCUGAGCAGUUUUUUUUUACAUCGGUCAACCUCAGUGGUUUCCUCCAGGGACACUCAAUCAGAAAGUAGUUGUACAAAGACGUGUGUGUGACAUGGGAGUAAAAUUCACAUUAACCAUUUGAUACCACUAUUAUUAUUUCGUGUCAAUAAUAGAGUUGUACACUGUCGAAACCAAUGUCUACUUUGUCUUCAAUGUGCCUGAAAUGAUGAAGUGUUUAACUUCAUCUUGCUGCUGCAUGAAUACGUCAAAUAACAAAAGCCUAUUUACGACAGACAUGGAAACUGAGAUCUAACGGACAAGAAACAUUUGUUGUAUCUGUGUAAAUACAUUUUUAAACAUAAAAAUAUUUUCAUAAAUAAAAAUGAAUAAAUAACAAACUUAAUGCUUGAU